Molecule: messenger RNA, 3022 nt
Organism: Manihot esculenta (cassava)
Lineage: Eukaryota; Viridiplantae; Streptophyta; Magnoliopsida; Malpighiales; Euphorbiaceae
Product: zinc finger CCCH domain-containing protein 53
Exons: 9
Coding region: 484-2538 (684 amino acids)
Molecular function (GO): metal ion binding; RNA binding
Source: RefSeq, a predicted model, not a curated record
GGAGAGAGAAACCAAAAAAACCAAUAAAGAGGAAGUGAGAGUGAGUUCACCCUCUCUCAAGGCUGCUGCUCCUCUUCAGCUGCCUGCUUGCGCUGCCAUUAGAAAAAAGUUUAGUGAUUCUUCUGAGUUUUAAAGUGAGAUAAGCUCCACCAUUAAAAUUCACCUUUGAUGUUCUCUCUGUAGUUUUGAAAGCUCUCGUGUUUGAGUUGAAAUAUUGGGUUCAAGAAUAAGAGAGAAAAGCACUCAUCUUUAUCGUCUCUAACAUUAUAAUGGCAUCUCUUUCCUUUUAACUUCAAAAUCAUUAUAUACUAAAGUAACAAAAUCCCGUUCCAUUAUUAUUUGCCCUUUUCAACAAAGUCCACACUUUUAUUUCUCAUCCUUCCUCUCUUUAUCAUUUUGCUCUUUCUCUCUCUACGAACUGUGUGAGGUUUGCGAGGUGUGUGUGUGCCGUGUGCGUCUGUGCUUUAUUGUGUUUUUUCCUCCAUGGAUUCUUAUGAAGCUACCAAGAUGGUGUUUUCAAGGAUCCAAGUCUUGGACCCUGAAAAUGCCUCAAAAAUCAUGGGUUACCUUCUUUUACAGGACCAUGGAGAUAAGGAGAUGAUACGCUUAGCCUUUGGACCAGAAUCCCUGCUGCAUAAUCUCAUCCUUCAAGCCAAAACCCACUUGGGUCUCACCUCUAAUACACCUACAACACUCUCCACUUCUAGACCCAACCCUUUGUCCAUUUCUUCUUCAAGAAUCACUUUCAACAAUGGCUUCGACGUUACAAACCCAUCUCCACCAUCAUCAAAUUCUUGGCCUAUUCUGAGUCCUAGCUCCACUACUUCCUCACUCUCUUAUGCUAGUGUUGUUAAUGGAACCACUAAUGCCGGUUCCUCAUCUAUAUCAUCUAAUAUGUCGUUAUCUAAUGCAUUUCCACACUACAACAGCAGUAACACUAACAAUAACAGCAGUAAUGAUCUCAUUGAUGAGUAUCAACUUCAAGACCACUUCUCGUUCCUCAAUGAUUCAAAGACCGAUGAUUUGCUUGAUCCUCGGCUUGAGCUAGCCAUGAGCCCAACAUUAGGCGAUGCCCAUUUGCAUAGGAGAAGCUCUUCGGUUCCGGGAAUGUAUUUCGGGUCAGAAUACGCUAAUUACGGGUAUGGAUGGAAGCCAUGCUUGUACUUUGCGAGAGGGUUUUGUAAGAAUGGCACCAGUUGCAGGUUUCUUCAUGGGGAGUCAGCCGAUGGUGCUGCGAUUGUGGGCUCACCAAGUAAACUCAGCGAGUUUGAACAGUGCCAAGAAAUUCUUAGAUCAAAAGCUGCUGCCACCCAGCAGCAAAAGCUAGCUGCAGCCUCACAGUUCAUGGCCGGAGCUUCUUUUCCUUACAACAAGUGCGUGAAUUUCCUUCUGCAACAACAAAAUGACACCCAAAGAUCGGCUGCAGCUGCUGCACUGAUGAUGGGGGAUGAGCUUCACAAGUUUGGGAGAUGCCGCCCUGAAAGGAACGAUUUUUGGCCAUUGGGAUUGGGAGGGGCAAUGAAUCCAGGUUCCAGACAGAUCUAUUUGACAUUUCCAGCUGAUAGCACAUUUAGAGAAGAAGAUGUUUCAAAUUACUUCAGCAUUUAUGGGCCAGUGCAAGAUGUGAGGAUUCCUUACCAGCAGAAGAGAAUGUUUGGGUUUGUUACCUUUGUGUAUCCAGAGACAGUGAAGCUUAUAUUGGCUAAAGGGAAUCCUCAUUUCGUCUGUGAUUCGCGUGUGCUUGUUAAGCCUUACAAGGAGAAAGGAAAAGUCCCAGACAAGAAGCAUCAGCAGCAACAACAGUUGGAGAGGGGAGAGUAUUCAGCAUGUUCAAGCCCUUCUGGGCUUGAUUCCAGAGAGCCAUUUGACCUCCACCUUGGAACUAGAAUGUUUCAGAAUACCCAGGAGAUGUUAUUGAGAAGGAAAUUAGAAGAACAAGCUGAAUUGCAGCAAGUCAUUGAACUCCAUGGGAGAAGGCUAAUGAACAUGCAACUUCUUGACUUCAAAAACCAUAAUAAUCAUCAAUACACUCAUGGUUUGUCUACUGGGUCUCCUAUUCCUUCACCAACUCUCUCUCGCAAUGCCAGCAACAGUCAGAAUCUCAUUUUCCCUACUGAUGGCAUCAUUCAAGAGGUUCCCCAAGAAAAUGUUGGUAACCCAAAUGCUGCAGCUUCUCAAAAUGCGGUUCUGGAUGCUGAACAGGAAGUGAAACCAGCUAGCUAUCGCUGUGACAGCAAUGGUAAAAGCAAUAGUAGUAGUAGUAGUAGUAGUACAGAUGAGAAGGCCAAUACUGAAGAAUGCCAUCUCCAUGAAAGUCUGGAGCAUAUCCUCCCCGAGAACCUUUUUACUUCUCCUAAGAAAUCAGCUGGCGACCAUACAGUCUUCUCCACAGCUGCUUUGGAGGUAAAUGAGGCGAGUACAUCUUCUUCAAACAAUAACCCCAUAAAUCCCACCAAUUCUCUCAACAUGACUUCACUCAAUUCAUGUUUUCUCCAAAUGCCCAGGAUUUCUUCUGGGCAUGGAACCAUUGGCUUGUAAUUGGCAAAGGUGAGCAUGGCCAGCAAUGGGGAGAUGGACUUUGCUAGGAAAUAUUGGAAAAGCAUUAUACAAGGAAGAAAAAGAAAUCCUCUAGCUGUAUAGCCAAAAACCAUACAACAAAGAAAAAGAUCUGUAGACAAGAUCUCAGCAAGAUCAUCAUCAUCAUCAAUACAUACUACUUACAAUGAAUACAUAAUGCAUACAUAAAAGGACAGAUGAUCUGAUAUAUAAAAGUGGGGUCUUUCUGUUUUACCUCACUGUGUAGUGUACUCUCUUCUCUGUAGGUAUAUGUGUGUGUGUGUGUGUUUGUGCUGGACCACACAGCAAAUAGCAGAAGAAACAAAAGGCUAGUAGUAACUCUCUCUCUUAUCAUCUGUAAUUUAGUCUUUUUACUUUGUUUACCAUCCUUAGCUUCUUGUUGAGAUGAAAAGAAACAAUAGAAGAAGAAGAAAUUGAAUCAUAUAUAGAAAUUGAGGUUCUUGUA